UUAAUGAUUAAUGAGAGAGAGGGAGUAGGUGAGGUAACGGUAACAGCCGAUUGCCCAAGGUUUGAAUUGCUACACCUCAGUAACUACACCGCUCUGUCCUGUCCCGAACAUGGGGUGUACGUGUGGAGGGGCGUGAAAAGUCGGUGGCUUCUGGAUUUCCUUUCAGGAUAUUCCUCACCACAUUUUCUGCGUAUUCCAGGAGGAACAAGGGAAAGGUGUCGCUUCCUGGGGGGCGCAUGGUUGUCGUCGUUCGGGCGCGUGACUUGCAAGGAAGGGAACCCAAACAAGUUUGUGCAACCUACACCGUACUAUAGUGGUGACCCCGCGCGGUCGUGUGUUGAUUUCGCCUUUGAACAUCAUGCAAGUGCAAGUUGGAUCACCACCUGAUCGAUAACAUUUCUGAUUGGAAUUUUUGUAAAAUUGACGUAUACAGAGAGGAUAUAUAAUACGUCGAGCUAUGCCUUUUCCAAAGAGGAGUGUAAAGCCCGAAGCGCUCGGGGAGAGGCCCGGUACAGGCCCGGGAGCGCAGGUCGGUCCGGCGGCGGUGUGGGACGACCUGGACGCCGUCACCAACUCCAUGCUGGCCGGUACCCUCCGCCAGCUCGCCGAUCUCCUCAAGAACGCUACCGACAUCUUCGAUGAGCUCGACUCGGAGCUACACGGAGUCGCCUGCCGCUCGGAGAAGCUUCUGACGAGGAUUGAAAACGUGGAAGACAAAGUGAAGGGGUUAGACGCCCGAUCCGUUCCAAUCCCCCUCACAACGCUGGAUGCGGUGGCCAAGCUGCACGAACACCACCACAACGACUACGUGGUCCAGACGGAGCUGUUCCAGCCGCCGACCAGGCCCGAGUGCGUCAAGACAAUCCACGAAAAUGCGCGAAAGAACCUACGGGAGGUUCUGAGGACUUGUGACAAAUAUCGGAACGAUGGGAGGCCGUCGUCCCGGCUGUAUUCCACAGGACCGGUGUUUGCUGACCUUAAGCCAGCGGACAACUCCGAUGACUGGGAAGAGUAUAAGGACUCCACGGAUGCAGGAGAUGAAUCAAGCAUGGAUUCCCGAGCCUCGUACAUAAAACAGGAGCGAAAAUGGCAGGAGUUGCAGCGCGUCCCUACGCGUCCGCGACCGAAGUCUGGGGAGUACCGGCUGAACACGCUGGACAUCCAGACCAACCAGCCCAACCAGCCCCUCCCCACUCCCGAGGAGGCUCUUCGCAAAAGCGCUGUCCCCUCCGCCGUGGUUCCUGUUGAUGUAUCGGGGUCCCUGUUUGACCGUAUGUCCAGGUACCGCCGCUCGCUGAUCCAUCAGACCAGCCCCGAGACGAGGAGGAGAAAGAAGAAGCGUAGCAGCAGCGAGCGGAGGCGGCGUAGACAGACCGUUACAGGUGUGCCAGAGAAUAUCAAGAAGGAGCUGAGUCUGGUCAGACAGAAGAGCCAGCGCAGCAAUCGGUCCAUGUACCUUAAUGACACCAUCUCUUCCAUGGAUGAGACGACCACGGAGAUCCCCAGCUCGCCCGAGCGCAGGAACCGAAGUCUGGAGAGGGAUUCGCACCAUCGUUCUCGCAGGAGGACGCGGUCAAAUCGGUCCAAGACGGUGGCACAGAUUCAUCUCCCACCAGAGCUGCUGAAAGUGCCUCAAGUUGACGAGAUGACACAAACAGAUACAGGAGAAGGGGUACCGGGUGGGACAAAACCGUCACAGAGAGACAUACAAACAGCUACAGAGAACGGAGAAUCAUCCGCGGAGAGUACAUUCGCUUCCUCUCCACUCUCGGCAACCCAGCAUCCAAACGGUGGCAUUCCUCCUCUCACUGCAGAUAACACUGUUCUGAGGAAAAGUCAGCCGUGGGUUGCUUCGUCAGCCACUCGGCCACGCUCCCUGGAGAUUGAGCCCACAGAGCUGAAACAAGUGGAGGUCAGCACUAACAUCCCAGGAGUCAGCAGCUCUCAGCUGUCCAAUGCAGCGCUCACCAUGUCAGCCACUACUGUCUCCAUCCACAACAAGAAUACGGAGCAAGUUUACCUGUCUGACAGCAGUACACUUACUCCGUCCCCCAUCUUUGGCUCACCCAUUGCCCAUGCUGUGGUACAGAUGAGGAACAGAAAGAACGAACAAGCAAAGGAGGAAAACCGGUCUUCCUCUGGUAACUGGAGCGGUACGAGCAGCGCUCGUCACUCGAUGACUUCCGACACGAUCCUCCGUGCGCACACGAGAUCCAAGUGCCUGUUGAAAUCCACAACACCACAUCUUUCAAAGAUACGCAGCCCAACAAAUCCAACCUACAGAACUGCCACUCUGCCAGUGACUCUGCCCUGUCCGUUAAUGACCACCACGAGACCGAUUCUCUGUCAUCCGCCAUGUUUGGUGAUGAGAGCAGGCAAAACAAGCUAUAACACAGACACGAUGAGCUCUCAGGGCACCCUUAGAGACUUCUCUGAUAGUACCCUGAAGAAUCAAUCUGGUUACUCAAGUUCAACAACAACCAGGUCGGUAGUGACGCCAUCACAGGAGUUGCAAGCAGACUUCACUGCCAUGGAUUCCGAGGCUUGGUUGCGAGCGGUGACGGAGGAUGCGAAGAACCGUUCCUUAUCACAAUCAUCCAAUGACACGGCAGGAUUCGGGUGGAGCUGGAGGGACGUAGACAUGAGCGACCGACAAAGCGUGAACUCUUCCAAGGAUGACUCCUCGGUGUACUCUGUUGACCAAGAUGGCUAUUACACCUCCUUCCAUCUUGACUCGGGUCUCAAGACAUUCGAAUCAAGCCAAGACUCAGCCUUGCAAAGUUCUCGAGUUAAGCGUCAGCUUACAUACGAUGGCAGUGGAUUCACUGAAGGCAUGUAUGAUGAGAUGAUGGCUGGAUAUACAACCUCCAACAGGAGUUCAUAUCACGACGGGUACAACACUCUUCCCAAUAGGGCAUCAUACUUCAGCACUGAGACUGUCAUUCACGUGCCCUCAGAAUCAAAGUCGUGCACAAGUACUUUGGAUCGUAAAAAGAAAAAACCUCCGCCUCCACCAAAGAGAACAGUCACACUUCAGAGGUCUCUGUCCUUCACACCGCAGUCCAAGUCCAGCCCUGAUCUAAGUGGGAUAUCAAAGCUGGACAGUGGUCGCGGUACCCCAUCUAGAUCAAGAACCAGCAGUCAGGGAAGCAAGGGCAGUGGCAGCAGUAAGGGAGACCUUCGUGGAAAACCAAACAGACCCCCUCCCCCUCCCCCCAGCAUCAAAGCUGCUGUAACAGAGUUUUGGCAGAAGAAGAAGGAGAAUGAGCAGAUCAAUGGUGACACACAUGCAGAAAGUGAGAGACGAAGAAGCACAUGUAGCGAGAGUAGCGGCAGUGCCAAAAGUUCUGAGGGUAAGGAAGAGGGAGCUGGUUCUUCCUCAGUCGUCGAGAAGGGUGGCGUCAAAUCCUCGGCCUCAGAACCGAAAGACAUUAAGUCGGCCAUUCAAAGCUUCUGGAAGAAGAAGAGGGAGAGAAAUAAAACAGUAGGAGGAAGAGUUAGUACUAAUGGAGAAGGUUUUACCUUCGGCAAGGGUGACAUUUCAAAGAGCCCGUUGGUAAAUGGUAUAAAGGAGGAGACAACUACAUCAAGGAGGGAGAGUUCAGGCAGUGUGAGCGCAGAGGAGAGGUCAUUCCCGAGACCGUUCGGUACAUCGGACCAAAAGAGGCAUGUGAACAUGUAUUCACUCUGCCAGAUCACACCCAGUCAGAGCGAGGCAAGCAGUGUUAAUGGUGAGGACUCUCCAGUGUUCAUGAGGAGUAGGUCGCACACUCCCCUGUUUGGUUCUAUGAGUGGCAGGAGUCGAGCGUCGUCCAGAUCAGAAGCUGAGAUCAGUGAAGAUGACAGCACCUCGAUGGACAGGACAACCUCUUUCAGAACAUUUAGCAUUGACAUUGGCGAGGGGGCACAGUCGGUACCUCCAGCACAGAGCUACACAACGUUUGCCAGUAACGUGUCUGAUAUGCGGCAGUCCUUCACAUUCCACGAUUUCCAGGCUGGUAAUACUGAAGAUCAGGGACCACCAGUUGAGCCGGUAGCAGCAAAACCCAGCUCAGAACCAAGCCCACCUAGACCAGCAGAUCUCCCAGUUGUAACCACUCACCCCAAACAGCAGAUUGCACAAAAUGAGAACAAACAGAGCUUACCAGCCUCACAGAGUAUAGCAGGAAAGACGACAGUGGAGACAAAAGCACAGAGUAAAGCACAUGUACACGUCACUGUGGACAAUACCCCACACGCAACAGUUCACAAUGGUACGGUUCUCACUGUACCCUACCCAAGUAGUAAGCACUAUGCUACCGUGCCAACACCACCUGCUCCUGUCGUGCCCCAGUCCAAACCAGCAGCUCCUCAGUCCAUGGUGAUGGAAACAGACCUUGAUGCCGUGCCUUUCCCACCAAAAGUCACACGCAUCGUGAGUAGCCCCGUUGUCACUGUUCCCCCACAAACGAUAACAUCUACAACUGUGCCAGACCUGCGUAGGCCGCCACCGGUCCCUACCAAGCCACCUGCUGCAGCGAUACCUUCCUCAGGACUUAGUAACGUGGCAGAAAGGCCAGCCAGACCAAGGAGCUUUCCAGAAACUGCUGUCAACAGCCUGCUUUCUAUUGACACAAAACAGGGUACAACAACGAAGAAGCCUCCUCCUCCAGUCUCCCCCAAACCAAAGGGACCAAUGUUUCAGAGGCAGAAAGGGCCGCCACCAACAGCGCCCAAGCCGUCACCCAAAAGAGAUGUCCGACCAAAGAGUCUCAUGAUCGACACACGACCAAAACCUCAAACCAUUGCAACCCCUUCUGCAGAUGUCCGACCAAAAACUCCGACAAGUGCUACGUUUAGAACACCAACCACACCGCUCGAGAACAAGAGCCCGACAGCAAAAGUGCUUCUUGACUCAAAUCCGCCAAGAUCACCCAAUACCCUUGUGGAAAACAGGAGCCCAACAACUAAAGCUUAUGUAGAUUUGACUUUCAUGGAAACUCCAGUGGUGAAUGGGGAACAUCCUGCUGUUGUUAGAAACGGUGGAGCGUCGCACAGGACAGCAGAGGUUGGAGACAGGGGUCCAGACGAAGUGACAGCCAAAAGCCCGACAAUGAAGACAACAGACGACCUGUUCGCUGUUAUUCAUCAGGCUAAGAAAAGGUUGACAAUCCAUGUGGACCCAGAGGAUGGAGGUCGAAGGGCGAGAUCAGCGUCGCCUGCCCCAAGGGCUGUAAACAGGACUGACACGAGGAAGCCAAGUGCACCUCAAGCAUCUGAACCAACACCAAGACCGAAGUCUCGGCUUGGUCCAAAGAACUCCACAAGUAGGGAAGAUUUCAAGGCUCUGCUGCUGAAGAAUGGAAUGAGGCUGGACCCGUCGUCCAGGAUGUCUGCUGCGGAGAAGCUAAGGAAGAACCCCAUGCUUACACGACAACGUUCACCAAACGACGAUGCAUCCUCCACAUGCAGUAGUGUGGAUGAUCUCACUGAUGACUAUGAAAUGGAAAGAGGCGGGAUGGCAACGAUGAAGGAUUUGAAAUCAGUGAUGUCAAACACUCGUAGUCAUUCGAGGACCAGUGACUUAGGUCUCUUCAGUAAUGCUGACCUACUGAGCCCAACUGGGACUGUGAAAAGAAACCCUAAAGCUUGUUCCACUCCAAAGAGUCCUUCUUACGCCAUGGUAACUCGCUACACUGUGGGAAGGAGUCGAACGCCGAGCGAGCCCAUGCACGCGAUAUCGGAAGCACCAGACGAAGCCGGUUCUCCAGAAUACAAGACGAGAUCCAAAUCGUUCUCGGGACUGAUUGAUUCCGAAUCUCCACGCGGGAGACUGAUGGAAUCUAUACGCAGUGUCGGAGACAUUGACAAGGACAGAGAUAGGACAGAAGCGAUAAGCACGUUAGAAAGAAAAGGUUCGACGUCGGGAAGCUCCUUGGAUGAGAGUCCAAACUCGUCCAUGCAUACUGCAUUGCUGGAACAUGUCAGGAACUCUAUGAGAGUCUUUCCGGAUGGGAAUUCACAGGAGGAUGUGGCUUCAAAUGCUGGGGACUGGGACUAGCUGGUGUUAAUAUUACAGGUUUGCAGCCAGCUGACUGGCAUGCUGUGGCCUGUCCCUUGUGCUGAUCUGCCUUCUCCACCACCAACACUGUACACGACCAGGCAGACAAACUGGCCAGGUGACUUCGACUGCACUGCUACAGUCUGGCAGGGAAACCACACAAGCACCUGAAGAACUCAUAUCUGUGUCCAACUUGUAACCAUUUAACCAUUACUCUGCUAAGAGUGUACUCAUGCACCAUGUUAGUAUUGGUUACUGCAGGUUAAAGCAGGAAAAGGGUUAAAAACUGAAGAAAUGGAAGGCAGCGCACUUUUCUUAUCCCUCUUCCUGCUUCAGUUUAUUGUAUUAGCCCUACCAAUGUUAGGGUCAGUUGUGAAGUUUAAAAUACUCUCAAACCUCUUGUCAUUUUUGACGAAAAAUUCUUGCCCCUUUUUACCUUUUAAGAUGGAAUAUCCCUUAAAUGUCAGCUGGAAAUUUAUUUAAAAGCUGUUUUAAGAAGUAUUUGUAUGGAGCCUGUUUUUCUCUGGAGAAAUAUGUCCCUUUGGAGGGGUGUGCUUUUAGCUGCAUUAGUGUGUAGCAUGCAAGGUGGAUUACAAUCCAUCUCUUUGUAAAUUGUACUUAAUCUUCAUCUAUGUGGAGUACUUGGUAUGCAUAUUGUGUUUAUGAGCUAUCUAUGUGCAUACUUUUUAUAAGACUUUGUGAAUGUUUGAACUAUGGUGUACCAAUACUUCUAAACUGUUUGGUACAAAAAAUACUGUGUGGGUGUAUGUUGUGGUGAAUAGUGAAGUUUGCAAAUGUUUAUAAUAUCUGGCAGUACAGUGUUUGAGUCUCAAGUUUUAAAUUGCAUCUCAAGUUUUAACUUUAACAUUUAACUGAGCGUGGACAUAUAACUGUUAAUGGAACUAUGUCCUAUGAUGUUUAUACUAUCCCUUCUGACAAAUAUGAUGUUAUUGGUGCUAUUGUAAGAAGAAAUAACUGCCAACAGGUCAUUUGUGAGUUGAUGCGACACUGUACUUAAAUAGUCUAUUGUUGAAUUUUUAAAGCUUAAAUCAGGCCAAAGUACAACUCGAUAGAUGGUGAUAUUUGUGUGUACUUGCUUGCUGUGUUGUUGCAUUACAUUUUGUACUUAAACUAAAACCAAUCAUUGCAUUAAGUGAGAAAUAGACAUACACAUAACAGUAUGUCAGUCUUGUACCAUGUACUUGUAGAAUACGAAAUGUGUUGUAAAAGUUGUACAGCUUUUUCCUGUAGAAUAACUUCACAUGGAAGAUGGUGACUAAGUAAAUGAGUAGAAUUGACAUUGUAAAUCUUAAUAAGGUAGUACUGUCAAUGCUAUUUUUGUAGACAAAUAGUGUAUGUGUGAACCCGAACAAGACAAAACAUUCAGGGCACUUACAUGUAUGUUUAUGACUUUCCAGUGCCUUAAGCUGUUUUAACUGUGAGUGUAAAGGGGUGCAUGGGUUGCCAGCAGGGUUUAAAGUCAAUGAAAAUUUUAACUUGCAAGAAAUGUGUUUGAAUAGACAUGGUAUGUGACAACCUAGCUCCCCCUGUCUGUGCACUUCUGCAGUGCAGGUUCACAUUAGUCAGUGUCUCUGUUGUGGAGAAUAUGGCCCAGCACAACAAAACAUGUACUUUUCUGGACAAAGUGUGGAAAUUGCUCACAUGUGAAAGGAAAAUAUUGAAAAUGUGAGCAAAGUGAGCAAGGAUAUUUUCUGUACAUAGUAACAUCUAGCUGCUACUUAGAAUUAGUUUGCUUGAUACAAAAUGCCAGAAGACAAACUGUGUCCAAAGUCUGAGAGGUUUGGAAAGAUGUUUGUUAUGAUACUUGCCUAAGUAUUCCCCUUACAACAGGAUGGAAUAGUCGAAACUUUGGUAUAAUCAUUGCAGAAUGCAUGGAUCAUCCCACUUAAGUGUAGGGAUAACGUUCAACAAUAAUUGAUCAUGUAUGUUGUACUUUUUAUUCCUCCUAUUUUAUGUACAGGAGUAUUGAGCUGUUUGUAAGUUAUCUUAUCAAUUAUGUGCACUUAUAUUGAAUUUGCUCAUAUUUCGAAUAUCGAAUUUGCUGAUAUUUCGAUUUGCAGUUAAAUCACAAAGUUCUUGACGUGUUGGUAGAGUAUAUUUAGUUGUAAGCCUCAAUACUCUAAAAACCUACAAUGUGUUUUAUCACGGUUUAUCACUUAUGUACUUACAUACCGCAUUUUGCUUAAUUGUACAUAGUUUAAGUUUGAUGUAAUGUACAGAAUGUUCGUGCACUUCUUGCUGUUGUUUUAGUUGUUAUGAAUGAAGCUUGGUAGACAGUGUAAGGUCCUGUGUUCAAUAGGAGAGAUGUGGACAUAGAUUGCUGUAGAUGUGUGCUUUACGAAGGCUGGGCCGGUAAAGCGGUGCCAUCUCUCUGUACCUUUCCUCCCUUGACUGUGUAAAACUUCAAUACCUGAGCACGAGAGUUUUCGAGAGAAUAUAUUUUACUACUUGAGGCUUGAAA
Molecule: messenger RNA, 8522 nt
Organism: Branchiostoma floridae (Florida lancelet)
Lineage: Eukaryota; Metazoa; Chordata; Leptocardii; Amphioxiformes; Branchiostomatidae
Product: NHS-like protein 1
Biological process (GO): cell differentiation
Source: RefSeq, a predicted model, not a curated record